Molecule: messenger RNA, 813 nt
Organism: Malassezia vespertilionis
Lineage: Eukaryota; Fungi; Basidiomycota; Malasseziomycetes; Malasseziales; Malasseziaceae
Exons: 2
Coding region: 1-813 (270 amino acids)
Molecular function (GO): nickel cation binding; GTPase activity
Source: RefSeq, a predicted model, not a curated record
AUGAGCGCCAACGUCGUGUUUUCUCAGAGCGCCGCGCUCGGUGACGCUGGCGCGCACGGCCAUGCGCACGGCCAUACGCACGAUCAUGCACAAGAGCAUGGACACACGCACGAGAUCAUGGAGCACCCUGGCAAGUUUGGCGAGCGCACGCUGCCCAACUAUGCAAAUCGCCACUGGCCCGAGCGGACCUUUACCGUAGGAAUCGGCGGUCCUGUUGGAUCCGGAAAGACGGCGCUGCUGCUUGCGCUGUGCCGCAAGCUGCGCGAUGAGUACAAUAUCGGCGUCGUCACAAACGACAUCUUCACGCGCGAGGACCAAGAGUUCCUCGUGCGCAAUGCAGCACUCCAGGAUCCCAACAGGAUCCGCGCAGUAGAGACGGGCGGUUGCCCACACGCUGCGAUCCGUGAGGAUAUCUCGGCGAACAUGGAGGUGCUCGAGCAGCUCCAGGCCGAGUACGAUACGCAGCUGCUCUUUGUCGAAAGCGGCGGCGAUAACCUGGCAGCGGCGUUCAGUGUCGAGCUCGCUGAUUUCCACGUCUACGUAAUCGAUGUUAGCGGUGGCGACAAGGUGCCGCGCAAAGGCGGGCCUGGCAUCUCGCAGUCCGACUUGCUCGUCGUGAACAAGAUUGACAUCGCGCAGUACGUCGGCGCUUCGCUCGAGGUGAUGCGCCGCGACGCGGAUAAGAUGCGGGACAAUGGACCUACGAUUUUUACCAGCGUCAAGAACGGCGACGGCGUCGACGCUGUCGCGGAUCUUAUUCUCGCUGCGCGCCGCGCAUCGGGCGCGGACGCUGUGGGCCGUGCGCCCGCGUAG